UUUUCGUCCUAAAAAUAUUUCUUGAGAAAUUUUAAAUUUAAAAAAAAAAAAAAAUCGAAAGAGGAGCGGGUGAGGAUAUGGUGGGUGUGGAUAUAAGGUUUAUCAAUCUCUCCCGCAGAUAAAUCAGCUAGUGAGAGAGCACUGGGAGUGAGUGGGUAAGAUUUUACUAAACUCUCGACAACCAUGGCUUCGUGCAUAGCAGCAGCUUCUACAAUCUCUGUUCGCCCCAACCCUAAAGCAGCCCUCAACAUUUCCCCCAAAUCCAGACAAACCCUAGCUGCAUCGGCUACUCCUUUUUUCAAUUCCGCCGCUCUUCGCAAAUCAUUUCAAUCUCUCUCCGUCUCUUCUCGCUCUCCUCGCAGCUUAGUCGUCAAGGCUAGUGAGCUUCCCCUGGUUGGAAAUGUGGCUCCGGAUUUCGAAGCUGAAGCUGUUUUUGAUCAGGAAUUUAUCAACGUUAAACUGUCCGACUAUAUUGGAAAGAAAUAUGUAAUUCUCUUCUUUUAUCCGCUGGACUUUACCUUUGUUUGCCCAACUGAGAUUACUGCAUUCAGUGACCGUCAUGCUGAGUUUGAUAAGAUAAACACCGAGAUUUUGGGUGUUUCCAUAGACAGCGUGUUCUCCCAUCUUGCAUGGGUCCAAACUGACAGGAAAUCAGGAGGACUUGGUGAUUUGAAUUAUCCAUUGGUAUCUGAUGUAACCAAAUCCAUCUCUAAAGCUUUUGGUGUGCUAAUCCCGGAUCAGGGAGUUGCAUUGAGAGGACUUUUCAUCAUUGACAAGGAAGGGGUGAUUCAGCACUCCACCAUUAACAAUCUUGCUAUUGGGAGAAGUGUUGACGAGACCUUGAGAACUCUCCAGGCAUUGCAAUUUGUGCAGGAGAACCCAGAUGAAGUAUGCCCAGCUGGAUGGAAGCCUGGUGAGAAGACCAUGAAGCCAGAUCCUAAACUAAGCAAGGAAUUCUUUGCAGCAGUAUAAAAGCAAUAACAGGUUGUUUGUACCUGUGCUGCUGUUUAUAGAGGUUGUAGCAUGUUCGGUUCCAGUGUAACUUUAUAUUACAAUCCUACUGUUGAGUUUAUUGAAGUAAAUUGUGGCGAUAAAAUGCAAAGCUUGGUAAUUUGUUUGUACACAAGUUUCCAAUUUUCUUUAUAAUUAAUAAAUGUUAAAUAUUGCACAUUA
This is a messenger RNA of Daucus carota subsp. sativus, 1173 nucleotides long. Its product is annotated as 2-Cys peroxiredoxin BAS1, chloroplastic. Gene Ontology annotation, biological process: response to oxidative stress; cell redox homeostasis; cellular response to stress. The coding region runs from base 184 to 972 and encodes 262 amino acids. The record is from RefSeq and is a predicted model, not a curated record. Gene Ontology annotation, molecular function: thioredoxin peroxidase activity. NCBI's taxonomy places the organism in Eukaryota, Viridiplantae, Streptophyta, Magnoliopsida, Apiales, Apiaceae. The transcript is spliced from 7 exons.